Mytilinidion resinicola is the source of this 2667-nucleotide messenger RNA. Its product is annotated as Cullin-domain-containing protein. Bases 135 to 2492 code for a protein of 785 amino acids. The transcript has 4 exons. Lineage: Eukaryota; Fungi; Ascomycota; Dothideomycetes; Mytilinidiales; Mytilinidiaceae. Gene Ontology annotation, biological process: SCF-dependent proteasomal ubiquitin-dependent protein catabolic process; protein ubiquitination. Gene Ontology annotation, cellular component: SCF ubiquitin ligase complex. The record is from RefSeq and is a predicted model, not a curated record. Gene Ontology annotation, molecular function: ubiquitin protein ligase binding.
CCUCCACCACCCACCCCCCCGAACCCACCUUCCUCAACGCCAACUCUCUCACCCAGCUUUAAGCCGUCAAAAUUCGGUUUUUCAAGCGCAACAAGGCGCCUCCGAACAGUGCCCCGGAGCACCCCACCGCCGCGAUGGCGACGCCUACCCGUACAGCAACUCCGAGCGGCACCUCGACGCCAGAUGCCUCUGGCAUGCCCCCGAUGCCGCAGAAGGAUGAUGUGAAGGCAACAUGGAACUACCUCGAAGCGGGCGUGGAGAAGAUCAUGAACGACCUACGCGGCGGAAUGGAUAUGAAGACGUACAUGGGUCUCUACACCGCGAUUCACAACUUCUGCACAGCCCAGAAGGCGGUUGGCUCAGGUGGCUUCACCGGUCAUCAGAACCGGGGAGGUGCCCAUCUCCUCGGAGAGGACCUUUACCAGCAUCUCAUCAUAUACCUUCAGAACCACCUCAAGGGUGUUCAGGAUCGAUCGCGCGACCACGUUGACGAGGCAUUGCUCACGUACUACAUCAGAGAAUGGAACCGCUACACCACUGCAGGCCAAUACAACAACCACUUGUUCCGGUAUCUCAAUCGUCAUUGGGUGAAGCGGGAAAUGGACGAGGGAAAGAAGAACAUUUAUGACAUCUACACACUGCACCUUGUACGAUGGAAAGAUGAUAUGUUCGCCGGCACACAAGAGAGCGUGAUGCGCUCGGUCCUCAAACUCGUUGAGAAGCAGCGUAAUGGCGAAACUAUCGAGCAGUCUCACAUCAAGAGCGUCGUAGACUCGUUCGUUUCCUUAGGCUUGGACGAAUCCGACAGCACAAAGUCUACUCUGGAUGUGUACAAGGAGUACUUCGAGAAGCCAUUCCUUGUUUCCACCGCGGAGUACUACGAUACCGAGUCGAAGCAGUUCCUUGCGGAGAACAAUGUUGUGGAGUAUAUGAAGAAGGCCGAGGCCCGUCUAGACGAGGAGAAGGAGCGUGUCCCGCUGUACCUCCUUAACGAAAUUAUGACCCCACUGAUGCGCACUUGCGAGCAGUCGCUAAUUACCAACCACUCCGCAAUCCUGCGCGACGAAUUCCAGAGUCUCCUGGAUCAGGAUCGACAGGACGACCUGGGUCGGAUGUACAAGCUUCUUGCUCGGAUUCCCGAUGGACUGGACCCGCUGCGCAACCGGUUCGAGACCCACGUUCGGAAAGCUGGCCUAGCUGCAGUGGAAAAGGUCUCAGCAGAGGGGGAUAGCCUGGAGCCCAAGGUCUAUGUCGAGGCACUGCUUGAGGUGCAUACCCAAUACCAAGACCUCGUCAACCGAGCUUUCAACGGCGAGUCGGAGUUCGUGCGCUCUCUAGACAACGCCUGCCGAGAAUUCGUCAAUCGGAACAAAAUUUGCAAGUCUGGCUCGAACAAGUCGCCUGAGCUGCUAGCCAAGUAUACCGACAAUCUCCUGAAGAAGUCGACAGCUAAAAUGACGGAAGAGGAUGACAUGGAGAAGCUUUUGACGCAAAUCAUGACUGUCUUCAAGUACAUUGAGGAUAAGGACGUUUUCCAGAAGUUUUACUCUCGAAUGCUGGCCAAGCGUCUUGUGCAAACUUCGUCAGCGUCCGAUGACGCGGAGACUAGCAUGAUAAGCAAGCUCAAAGAGGCUUGCGGUUUCGAGUACACCAAUAAGCUCCAGCGCAUGUUCCAGGACAUGCAGAUCUCGAAAGAUCUCAACACCUCGUACAAGGACUGGGUAAACGAUACGUUCGAGCGAGAAGACGUUAAGAACUUCGUUGAUGCUACUUACAACAUCCUAGGCACGGGCUUCUGGCCACUGAAUCCGCCCGUGACGCCGUUCGUGGCUCCGAUUGAGAUCAACAAGACCUAUGAGCGCUUCGCGAAAUUUUACAACCACAAGCACCAGGGUCGCAAGCUCACCUGGCUAUGGCAGCUGUGCAAGGGCGAAAUGAAGGCUAAUUACAUCAAGAUGCCUAACACCAAGGCCUCCCCGACUCUCCAGGUUUCUACGUACCAGAUGGCUCUGCUGUUGCUCUUCAACGACAACGACACCGUGUCCUACGAGGAGAUGGCAGGGGCUACGAAAUUGGCCAAGGAGACUCUGGAUCCCAGCAUUGGAGUCUUCGUCAAGGCAAAAAUUGUGAUUGCUUCGCCGGACGGUGCGAAGCCAGAGGCCGGCACGGUCUACAAACUCAACACGGGCUUCAAGACCAAGAAGAUGAAGAUUAACCUGAACAUCGGAAUCAAGUCCGAGCAGAAGCAAGAAGCCGAGGAUACCCACAAGACUAUUGAGGAAGAUCGGAAACUCCUCAUGCAGUCUGCUAUCGUUCGGAUUAUGAAGUCUCGUAAGAAGAUGAAGCACCAGCAGCUCGUCUCAGAGACAAUCGGCCAGAUCAAGAGCCGAUUCUCGCCGCGGGUGCCCGACAUAAAGAAAUGUAUCGACAUCCUCCUAGAGAAGGAGUAUCUCGAGCGCUUGGAGGGUGACGAGCUGGGCUACUUGGCAUAGACUGGUGCAACUCGUUGUUCCUGGACUUCUUUUUUGUGGUCUUUGACUCCGCAAACCUGUCGUUGGGGCCUGCCAUUCGGACUCCAAGAUCUACAGUCGCCAAAGGGAGCUUGCAUGGCGGGAUGUGGGUUUCUUUUUCUUGCAGUCGGAACGGAGGCGUUUUCUAUUGGCAUCG